Salmo salar (Atlantic salmon) is the source of this 9265-nucleotide messenger RNA. RefSeq names its product basic helix-loop-helix domain-containing protein USF3. The record is from RefSeq and is a predicted model, not a curated record. Gene Ontology annotation, biological process: negative regulation of epithelial to mesenchymal transition; positive regulation of transcription by RNA polymerase II. NCBI's taxonomy places the organism in Eukaryota, Metazoa, Chordata, Actinopteri, Salmoniformes, Salmonidae. Gene Ontology annotation, molecular function: DNA-binding transcription activator activity, RNA polymerase II-specific; protein dimerization activity; RNA polymerase II transcription regulatory region sequence-specific DNA binding.
AUUAUUUAUUGAAGUUCAUGUCUCAUCAUCAUUGAUUCGCUGCAAGCUAACGUGCCAAUGAUUUGUUUAGCAAAGCAACGUCGAAGGAUUAGAAUGAAAAGACUGGAUCAAAACAUGAAAAAGUAACUAAUGCUGCGUUUGGAUCGUAUUUCAAUGAGAACACGAUGGUAAAUGCCGUCACCGUAGACGGGACUUGCAGCCAGAGUUUAAAUAUCUCAACUUUUGCCGUGUGCCAUAUCAUUCUUUUCUACCGGAUGUUGUUUAGCAGUGAUUUGUUUACUGAAAUUACCAUAGCAACGCAUACCAACGUGCUGGCUUACUUUUGCGGUCACCCGCUUUCUUUUUUAAUAAAUUCAAAAAAUAAAAAAACUAUGCCGACUGGUAUGACCGUUUUUGGGUCCCUCUUCUAAGGCAGCAUAACGACCAGCCAGCCCACUUGUAAUUAUUUUUGAAUAUUCGAUGAGGGUUGUUGACGUCAACCGCCUGUAACUCAAUGGAGAGAGAUGCUAUGCGCUACGAGCCUCAUGUCAUGAACAGCCAUCUCAAGACAACUCAAAGUUCCCGGGAUGUCACGUGUCCUACUUAUAUCAGUACAAUCGUAACAACGUAAGCAUUAUAUUAUAUCAAAUAAACCUCAUGUAGCAAAUAAGACAUUCAUAGUUUUGUUUAGCAAAUUCGACACUCAUUGACCUCCAUUCUAAAAAACGAAAUACGCCACCUGCUGGAGGGAGACAGAUUUUCAGCCGAGUUGGGCCUCUUCCUCUCUGGGAAAACCAAAGUUUUGACAGGAACUACAUUCCAAAAUGGGGAAGGUACAGGUAAGCUUGAUGUGAAGCCAAGCUAGCUAACACUGCUAGCUAGCAAGCUGGAGGGUGGGGGUUUAGAUUUCCACGAUAUUGUUAUCCCAUGUACUGUGCAUGUAGCUAACUGGGAUAACCGACUCGCUCAGCGUUGGACUAAGCUCAUUGUUUACAUGUCGGCCAGGGAAGGGAUUUGAUGGUAGGCCUGCAAGCGUGGUGACCAGUUAUACAGGCAGUUCAGUAGGCCAGGAUGCCAGAGAUGACAGAGAACCAGACUCCUGGCCAUAAACCACGAAAGAAGAAAAACAAGGAAUCUCACAAUGCAGUUGAGAGACAGCGAAAAGAGAAGAUCAAUGCUGGAAUUAACCGUAUUGGGGACCUUCUACCCUGUUCCCAGGCACUGAAGCAGAGUAAGAACAUGAUCCUUGACCAGGCCUACCUUUACAUAAGUGAGCUGCAGAAACAAAAUGACGCCAUGCUUCUCGAAGGGGGAGAACGAGUACAAGUUGAGGAGAUCCGGCGGCUGCGGCGUCAGCUGGACGAGCUGCGGAGGGAGAGCGGCCAUUACAUUGAGUUGCUCAAAGCCCACGACAUCAACUUCCUGGACGACCCCACCGUCCACUGGAAGGGAAAGCUGCACUGUGCAAAGGUCGCCAAAGUAAUGCCCACUCACCAGCUCCCCAAAGGAAUUAUUGUCUACUCCAAUGGGAAUGUGAUAUGCCCAGCAGGGAAGGAACCUAGUCCAGCUUCCGAUCUGGGGAAGCAACCAGUCGAGGCUGGGAUUGUUCAGUCGUCUUGUGACAUCACAGCAGGGGUUAGGGUGAACAGGGCUCUUCAGCACGUCAGUGUCCCUUCCUCUGCCCCUCCGCUCCUCCCUAGGGCAUCCCUAGCCCAUAUAGUGUCUACACCUGGCAUCAAGCUGGUGGAACGGUGUGUAGAAGAGGUACCUUUAGCCCCCAAACUACCCCCCUCUGUGUCCUACAUCACCCUCCAGGGUAUCUGCCCUCUCCCCACGGUCACUGCAGCCUUGCCCCAGCCUGCCACCCCAGCACCUAGUCUCACUGUUGCAGCCAGUCUGGCCACCCCACUCCCGCUCCAUCCUGUCCCCAGCUUUACAGCCCUUCCCCAGGUCAUAACCACCCAGAACGCUUCCAUCAGGACUAUGAGCUAUACAACUCUCAACAGCAGCCCAACCGUCCUUGGGGCCAGUGCAGCAGGGAGCACACAGACCACCUGGACCACCUUACAGCUGGCUGGGAACACAGUGCAACCUGUCUGCCAGUCACUCCCCACCCCAGAGACUAGCACCUCUGGGCAGCAGAGUAUCCAACAGAUUGUGGGCACUAAACUAUCAGUUCAACCCAUUCAUAUUCAAAUGAGGCCACAGGUACCCAUAAAGCCCCAGGCACCCAUCACUGCCCAUAUACAAGCCCAGCCUUCCAUCCAGAGGACACCCCAGCUACGGCCAGCUAUCCUGGCCCAGCACCAGCACCAGCCCCAGCCAGUCGUGGCUUCCCAGCCACACUGUACUGUCCUCCCUCAGUCAGCCAUAAUGCCCCAGCCUGCUGUGGUAGCCCACUCAACUAUGAUGUCACAACCUCAACCUGCUGUACUACAACAGGCAACAGUCCCCUCCCAUCCACAGACUGUCCUCAUGACUCAACCCCAACCAGCUAUGGUUCCUCAGGUCCAGGCUCAAGCCCACCCCCAGGCAGCUGAUAGGCCCCUACUCCAGAACAUGCAGGUGUUGCAAAUGAACCCUACUGGGACAGCAGUUGCUGGGGUAACGACUCCCCAGAACACUAACAACCCGAGUGUUGUCAUCCUACAGCAGGCCAAUCCCUGCUCAGCCCAGUCGGUUGUCAGGGAUGACUUAACCAAUCAGACGCCUUGUCAGCACAUCGUCAUCAUCCAGGCCUCCAAUCAGCCUCCACCUGCACCUCCUCAGAACCCUCAGGUUGGCAUGGUGCCCGCGGCAGCACCCAAUCAGAUUGUCGCUACCAGCUCCACAAUUUCCACCACUGGGCAACAGAUCUUUGGGGGUAAACAGUUGGUUCACAUUCUACCCCGUCCCGUCCCUCAAACCCAGACACCCCAAGUCCCCCCGGUUCCCCCGAACCCUCAGACCAUCACUGUGAACGGGCAGGUGUUUGCCCUGCAGCCCAUGAAGACCUCUGAAAAGUCAGGCUGUAAGGGUGGCCAGAGCAGUCUCCAGCUGAUCCAGCCCAGCACCGCUGAGGAGCCCAGCACCGCUGAGGAGCCCACCACCAACAUGACUCUGCACACCCUGGGAGCCCUCAGCAGUCUCAACCAGAGCAUCUCACAGGGCAUGCAGCCGUGCAUCUCCACCCAAAGUAACGUCCAGCGGACCCUAGCCUCACCGUCCUACUCUAUAGUGCCACAGCAGAAGCCAUCUUCUGUCCCCAUUUUAGCAGCUCCACACAGUUCCCCCGUCAGGCAGAUCCAGAUCCCCAGUGUGACUCCACACAGACCAGGGCUGGCGAUGGGUACAGGGAAGGCCUUGUGGAGACAGCCUGGCACAGCCUCAGUGCCCAGACCGAAGAGGGCCACCACCAAGAGGACCAAGUUAGUGAGGAAGAAGGAGCCCAAACAGGGACGGCCUGUCACCAUCGCAGCGAAGCCAGUGGCUUUAACAGGGGACCGUCUGGAACAAGAGGUCACUGUGCCUCAGGGAACCCCAUCCUCUGUUGCUGUGACAGUUCAGCCAAAGCCACUCCCUGUCAGCGCUACAGUUAACACACCCACAGUUAGUAGUAGUGAGGCUUCAACACAGACCAGACCUGUUGUGCUUAGUAUCAACUCUACACUGUCCUCUCCUGACGGUAGUGUGACUACUAGUUCAUAUAGUGGACCAACUGUCUCCAGUGAAUGGACCACACAGAGUAAAACCUCUGUGGCAAGUGCCACUCCGUGUACAGCAGCAGUUAGUAGUAGUAGUAGUAGUAGUAGUAGUAGUAAUAGUAUUAUUAGCUCCACACAGAGUGAACUCGUUAUCACUAGUGUUGUGAGUCUAGCUACUGUCACUUCUGCAGCAGAUAAGCCUACAGUCACUUCUACUGUUUCUUCUCAGAGUAAACAACCUGUGGUCGCCGUUGGUGACAGCUCCUCUCACCUCAGACCUACAGCCAGUUCAUCUGUUUCUUCUCAGAGUAAACAACCUGUGGUCUCCGUUGGUGACAGCUCCUCUCACCUCAGACCUACAGCCAGUUCAUCUGUUUCUUCUCAGAGUAAACAACCUGUGGUCGCCGUUGGUGACAGCUCCUCUCACCUCAGACCUACAGCCAGUUCAUCUGUUUCUUCUCAGAGUAAACAACCUGUGGUCUCCGUUGGUGACAGCUCCUCUCACCUCAGACCUACAGUCACUUCUACUGUUUCUUCUCAGAGUAAACAACCUGUGGUCUCCGUUGGUGACAGCUCCUCUCACCUCAGACCUACAGCCAGUUCAUCUGUUUCUUCUCAGAGUAAACAACCUGUGGUCGCCGUUGGUGACAGCUCCUCUCACCUCAGACCUACAGCCAGUUCAUCUGUUUCUUCUCAGAGUAAACAACCUGUGGUCGCCGUUGGUGACAGCUCCUCUCACCUCAGACCUACAGCCAGUUCAUCUGUUUCUUCUCAGAGUAAACAACCUGUGGUCGCCGUUGGUGACAGCUCCUCUCACCUCAGACCUACAGCCAGUUCAUCUGUUUCUUCUCAGAGUAAACAACCUGUGGUCGCCGUUGGUGACAGCUCCUCUCACCUCAGACCUACAGUCACACAGAACAGACAGCCGGUCACUACUACUAUCAGCACUGUGCAAACUAGAUCAGCUACCACUAAUGGCAGUUCUAGACAGAGCAGAUCUAUAGUGACCGGUGCCUGUUCCACAGAGACUAGGUCUACGGGUGUGAUGUCUUCAGCAGCAUGUCAACCCUCAGUCAGCACUGUAAACUCAAUAGGAAGUAGACCAGUGGUGUCUCUCCAGUCUGCUCAGCUCACUUCGUCAUCACAGCCUACAACCCAGGGCCAGUCCCAGCCCGUAACUUCUCCUUCGGGCCCCUCCACUCCAACCCCCUGCUCCGGUGCCCUGUCUUUUGCCUCACCCUCUGUAACAGUCCCCAUGACCAUGCCAUCAGAAUACAGGAAAUGGGUCCCCUAUAACAGACCCUCGACCCAGCAAAUGACCCUGCCCACUUCCACACCAUCCCAUCCUGUUGAGCUGAAAGUGACAGCGGUGUCAGGCAGGGAGAAGGAGCCUCAGGGAGAGCGCCACCCCAGCGCAGCGAUGGAGAAAGCGAGCGUGAGGAGUGAUGCUGCUCCCUCUAGAAUGGACUACACUCUCCCACAGCAGGUGUACGCGCUAGACCACGAACCCUUGGAUCAGCCUCCGGCUCCUAACAGACAGACUGACUCGCCCAUGUCUGGUGGCGCAGGUGGUGGAAGGGGCUUCUCUGUGGCGUCUAUGCUUCCCACAGGCCACAGUGUCAGUUCCUCGCCAGGUCAUUUUGGACCGUUUACUUUUGCCACCGAGCAGGCUGAUAUCCUGGCUAUGUUGGAGCAGGACAGUCCUGGGAGGAGGUUGGAGGGCUGCACCGUAGACACCUCCACCUCAACAAACACCCCAACACCUGCAUGGGAACCCAACUCCAAGUCCCAGCAAGCCUCCAACAGCAAAGAGAGGGGUGCUGGACAACAGACAAAGCUCACCAAACAGAUGGAGACUCCAGUGGCUAAACAGGUGUCUGUUAGGGGCCAGGCUGGAGAUGUAGCAGGCAGUGGAACCUGCGCAGUCAGACAUACACAGAACAUCUCCUUCUCCCAGUCCCAUUCUCACCCCCAGAGCCAGGCCCAGUCUGGUACUUCCGGCACCCUCAGCGUCAACAACCUGAUCCGGCCCAGCUCCAGCCAGCAGCAGGCCUACCCAGGCUCCCUCAGUCUGGCUGGGCAGCUGGGCUCAGUCCCAUCCCCUGCAGGGAACUCAGCCCAUGUUUCCCAAACCUCCACCCCUGGCCUUCCUCCCUUCUCAGGCUCAGUCCAGCUGAACGAGUACGCCCCCUUGAUGAGGCCCCAGGUGGGGGUGUGUGAGCCGCGAUACAUCAAGGACUUGUCCAAGCGGCCAGCUCAGGACGAUGUGAUACUGUCCAGCAGUAACAAGCGACAGAAGACCUGCUCGUCGGCCUCUAACGUGGGCCGCAUGGAGGUCAAACCCCUGGACCACAGCCAGAUGAUGGUACCCCAGCUACCCCCUACCUCCUCAUCCAUCAUGACCAGGAUCAACCCUGAUGGAGUGGGUACCCUGUUCUCGGGCAACACCUUCAAGAAUACAAUGCUCCGACCCGCCGAGAGCCACUGCACCCCCCAGCUGCCCACACAGGAACACAACCAACCAGGUGUGCUCCACCUGCCCCAUGGCCACCCCCAGCAUGGUGCACCCCAGCCAGGCCAACACCUCGGGGGGAACCCCUACCUGAAGCAGCAGCAGCAACAGGAGCACCAGAGGCACCACCUGUACCAGCUCCAGCACCACCUGACCCAGCCUGACCCUGCACAGCUCCACAGCCUCCACCAGAGGGCGCUGCAGCAGGUCCAGAAGAAGCGGGGGCUGGUUGGAGGGGGUCAGAAACAACACCACCAGGAGAAGGGAGGAGUUCAGCAGCACCAGCAUCAACAGUCACAACAAUCACAUCAACAACAACCUCAAACACACCAGCAGCAACAGUCACAACAAUCACAUCAACAACAACCUCAAACACACCAGCAGCAACAGUCACAACAAUCACAUCAACAACAACCUCAAACACACCAGCAGCAACAGUCACAACAAUCACAUCAACAACAACCUCAAACACACCAGCAGCAACAGUUGCAGCAACAGUCACAACAACAGCACCAACAGCAAACACAACAACAGCACCAACCACAAGCCCUGUCACAGCAGCAACAUCUACAACAACACCCUCAACAGCAGCACCAGCAGCAGAGCUCCCACUCCAGACACCAGCACCUCCAGCAGCAACAGAUCCAGCAGCAACACUUUGGGUCGCAUCACCAGGAGAAGAGCUGUGAGGCCCAGCCAGGACCAGCAGGACCCAGAGGUCACCACAGCAGCCACCUGGCCCCGGAACACCUCAAGUCUGAUCAGGACCACAGCAAAAUGCAGAGGCUGAUGAGCUCUAGAAACCUGGAGCAGCACCUGACCUCCCAGCCCAGCAACCUGGCCUCCCAGCCCUCCGACCUGGGCUGUGCCCCCCCGCGCCAGGAUCACCACCGGGUCUCCAGCUACUCUGCAGAGGCCCUCAUUGGGAAGGGCUCGUCUAGUGAUGAGCAGCAGCGCAUGGUGCUCCAUCGACAGGCCACCCGCGGUACUACACAGGAACAGCCAAACCUACGGGGAUACCUGGACACACCCAGAGUGAAGGGCAACGUCACACACAACCCUCAGAGCCGCCUGCCCCCAGACCACCCAGGUUCUGCAGACGUCCAGAGGGUCUCUGAGUGUCCUCCGUUUAAAACAGGGGGGCAUCAGCUGGGGGGCUUUGAGGACAUGACACCUAAAUCAGGUCCCUCCUCUCAGAGAGGCCAGCAGGGGGGUUUCAGGAUGAACCCGGGGCCUCCAGGGGAUGGGCGAACCCGUGGGGGGUACAGUGGACCCCAUCCUGGGACGCAGGGGGUGCAGAUUGGUGCUCCAGGUCUUACCCGGGACCAGGAAGGAUGUCAUCAGAGUUUUAUGCAGAGUCUCCUGGAGCAGACCGACCACCAGAGGGCAGUCCAGUGCUGUCCUCCGGUCAGUAUGGAGUACAGCUGUGUGUCUGGCAACUUGGCAGGGGACAUGCAGGCUAAAGCAUCCAGCCACAGUGUUCCUCCCCCUCAGAAGGCCCUAGCUAUGAGGCUUGGGGAGGGCAACAAGGGCCACAUUCCUCAUGGUAGUGGGAACAUGGGCACCCACCCAGGGGUACGGACAGGCCUCCCCCACCCUCUUACCCCCCACAGCAGCUCUGAGCCAGGCCGCACCACAGCCUCCUCCAAACCGCCCACCGCAGUCAGCCAGCGCUCCCGCCAAAUCACCCAGGAGGCCCAGAGCGUGAAGCUGAGGCCUGGAGAGCGACCACGGUCAGGCAGCCUGAGACCUGGGAACCCCUUUGAGCCUGACGUCCACCUGCUGGGUCGACCACAGUCAGGGAGUGAGGCGCGGCGCAGCAGUAUCGUCCGCUUUAUGGCAGACAGUGCCCAGGUCACCGGGGACAACAACCUGGUGCCUGACCAACACCUGGCCCAGAACUUUGGCUUCUCCUUCAUGCCGGAUGGAGGAAUGAACCUCCCUCCUAUCAACGCCAACUCUACUUUCGUCCCCCCUGUUAGCCAGACCAACUCCUCCCGCCCCUCGGCCCUGCUCCCCGUAGAGCCGCAGAACACCUUACCCUCCUUCUACCCCUCCUACCCCCCUGCCGCCCACCCCAGCCUGGCCAGCGACAUCCCCAUCCAGUACUUCUCCAACCAGAUGUUCACCAGCCCCAGCGCCGACAAGAGCAGUUCUGCCCCCCUCAACAACCGCUUCGGCUCUAUCCUGUCUCCGCCGCGCUCCGUGGGGUUCGCCCAGGCCAGCUUCCCCCUACUCUCAGACAUGCCCCCUAUGUCCAUCAGCAACCCCUCUGGCAUCACCCCACACCUGUCCAACUUCAGCCUCACUUCGCUGUUCCCUGAGAUCGCCACGGCGAUGCAGCCUGAUGGUUCUGCCAUGCCAAUGUCCCCUUUGCUGUCCCUCUCCAACAAUUCCUCUGCAGACUCAGGCAAGCAGCCCAACCGCCUCGCCCACAACAUCAGCCAUAUCCUGGGGCAUGAUGGGAGCUCUGCCGUGUAGGUGAGGGGACUUAAGGUGUUGUCGUGCCAACGUGGCAGUCAGGAAUGUUCUGAUUCCAUUUCAGAUUGAACAUUUAGAGUUGUAUUACGUGGAGUCAUGCCAUGGCCAAUUGAAUUGACAGGAUUUCAACUCUUCUGUUUGGAUUCAAGCGGGUGGAAGGUCUGGGGAUCUUUUCUGUUGGUCAGCUGAAUGGUUUUUAUCAUAUUAUUUAUGGUUAGUGUUAUACUUUAACUUCCUGGCAGUUCUAUUGAUACCCUAACAUGGCAGCGGAUGCCCUAGUUACUGAAGUCAUAGCAUUUCACUGAUCAGGCACUCCUAUGACUCUAGGAUGGGGGAAAUUAAGCUUGUAAACCAUAUGGUUUGCAAAUAGGUUUGACGUGAUGACUUACCUGCUAGUAAAAUUAUAUGGAGAGUUUUGUACUUUCAUUGACUAACUUCUAAAAGAGGAUCCAUUUGGAAAACGUGCACAAAAUUCUCAAAGUUAAAUUUAACUUAAAAUCAGGGUGUAUAGUACAGAAUUUAUGAGAUGUUUUGUAAAUACGUUUCUUAUGAUAAUUGUUAGUUUGAUAUGUGUGUAUCUGUAAAUAAAUAAAGUUGAUUAUUAACGUUU